Messenger RNA from Zophobas morio, 5842 nucleotides. RefSeq lists its product as uncharacterized. The coding region runs from base 53 to 5794 and encodes 1913 amino acids. The record is from RefSeq and is a predicted model, not a curated record. The transcript is spliced from 3 exons. NCBI's taxonomy places the organism in Eukaryota, Metazoa, Arthropoda, Insecta, Coleoptera, Tenebrionidae.
UAAUUAAAAAAAAAUUUUGGCACUUCACAUUGUUCUAAAUUCUCGUUUAAAUAUGCAGCGAAAACCGGUUUCUAAACUAGCAAAACCGACUAAAAAAACCACCCAAAAUGCCGGCGAUAAACCGGCGGAAGGAACCGUAUCGACGAAAAUACUACCCCCAAGAGGCCACACCGGGUUGCCGACGGACUGGAAGGAAAUCGAGAAAAACGUUUUUCUUUGCUCGGGUUCCUACAGCCAAGCACACAAAAGAUUCAAGGGGCAUAACCAACAAAGUGCCGCCACGUGCAUAGUCGCCUGCUCGUUCGCAGCUCUGCGAAAAAUGAACAGCUGGACCAGAGACGUCCUCGACCAGAUCCUCCAAACCGGCAACGACUUGCACAUAAAGAGCAAAAACAUGUCCAGCAACCGGUGCCUCGAUCACAUGAAGCCCACCCAAAUUUACAACUACUUCUUCUUGGGAAACUUGAUCAUCUCCAUGCGGAUCGGGGUCGACGCCACCAGCGCUAGAAUCUCCAGAGACUCGACCAUCCUCCAGAAAAUCGAAGACAUGCUGGUGGAGUUCUUCACCCAGCACCCGUCCGGGAUUGUAGCUUGUGUGCACUCGUAUUUCGCCAUCUGGAAGGUCGAAGGACGCUUCUUCAUUUUCGACCCGACCGAACACAACCUGGAAGGCGGAAAGUGGAUGGGACUGCCCGGAAUGGGGUACUGCUACGCCCUCAGAAGCAACCAAGCCAAGACUAUUGCGGACGUGGUCUUGAAGAACUGCCCCCUCAAGCAGAUUAAUCGCUUCACGGUGUACCCUUGCGGCUUGGACAAGUACGUCGAGGUCAACACCAAGCCGCCGCAAACCCUUUCAGAUGUCCAAGCGGUACCCCUGGAAGCAGGUAAAGCGGUGAGGAAAAACGUGCUAAGCCCGAAGAAGCACGUGAAGAAAAUAUCUGCCCCGAAACCAGCGGAAGCUGAGAAACCACCAGAAACUGAAGCACCAGCGACAGGUGCAGCUCCAGCGGAAGGACAAGAAGCCAAAACCGAUCCCGUUGAACCCAAAAAAUCGGUAUCUAAGUCGAUGAUUCCACCCGAACGACCCAGACUACAAAGUGUUACCAACUUCGUGGAGCUUCUACCCGGGAGAAUGGGGAUUUUGAGGGCUACUACGCACCAAAGGGACCCGAAGUUUACGAGGUACCUUGGAAAGCAGAGUGUGGGGAAUGCUAUAGCAGCCCACACUAUGUUGCGUCACUACCGGGCUAAGCAAUGGGUUAGGAAUGUCUUAGACGAUGUUCUUCGACUAGGGGAGCAUAUUCACCACGACAUGAAGAAACUCACACCUGGAUACAUCCCCGAGAAGGUCACCCUCUACGAAACAGAUUAUAGUCCGAAGGUGGAAAAGUACGGAGCUGUGGGUUUGAUUGAAUCUGGAGACGAUAAAAUUUUGAACUUGAGUCAGGCUUUGAACAACGCUCUGAUUGAUAUAGAUUGUUGUAUCUUGAAUGGUCCGCACAUUGUAGCUGUGUGGAAGCAAGAAAACAAAUUCUACAUGUUUGACCCUGAGGAGCGCAACCCUGUAGGUAAAUUGGUCGAGGUAGGUGAAGCGGGAGUUGCUUGUCUCACUUGGUACACCAGACUGGCGGAUUUGAUAGCCGUCUAUGUCGGAAAUCUUCCAAAAGAGAAAAGAAACUCGAGGUUCAUGCUUUGUAAAGUAGCCAUCAAGGAUUACGUACCACGGGCCGAAGACUGGUUCAACUACAAACCUCUCAAAAUAAACAAGUGGAUACUUCGAGGGACUUUCAACCAGAACGACAGAAGAUUUCCUCGAGAAAGUCGGAAUAGUCAAUGUACUGCGAAUGCCACGAUGGCGUUAACUUACAAGGAGCUUAAAGAGGAGAAGGAUUGGGAUCCGCAAACUAUGGAUGAGAUUUUGGUGAACGGCGACGAGUUAUACCGCAGCUGCGUGGAGUACCUCAAGGAAAUCGGGAAGUUUAAACACCCUCACUUGAUGAUCGACGAAAUAAAGACGUCUUUUAACGUAGCAAACAAGAUGAUAAAACUGGAAGUGAACGACUGUCUGGUGAACGGAGUGGUCAAUGCUAAGAACGAUUCUUGGGUACCGAAUUUGCUGAAAGGGUUCACCGAAUUCUUCGGGGAGAACGACGCCGGGGUUAUUACCGCGAACGACUUGUCGAUGGCGGUCUGGAAAAGAGACGACGUCUACUACUACUUCGAUUCGCAUAGUCGCGACUCAAGAGGCAUAGUUACAAGCUAUGGUACUUCUUGCAUUCUCCGGUUGAUGAACCUCGAGGACCUAGCGAACGCAAUGAAGGUUAAUCUAGGUACCAACAAAGAAAACUUGUACAAUAUAAGUCGCGUCGUGGUUAAAGUCUUCGACAUAACCGAAGAGGGAGUCACGAUGCAACCGCUCAACUUCUACGAAACCUUGAGUCAACUGGUGGCAAUUUUGCGCUCGAAUACGAGUCAAAAAGACAAGAAGUACGACAUUAGUGCCGGUAAACAGCAAGUACCGAUGUGUUUGGCGGCUCUGGCUUUCAACAGCGUCAGUCCGUCGUUAGAAUGGAGCAAGGAAGAUUUAGACCAAGUUCUCAAUCUCGGGGACAAACUUUACACGGACACUAUGGCGGCGAAUUACGCUGAAGGCGUCCCUGAAGAGCUCAACGUAGACGACGUGACCACCGCGAAUGUGUACAAGAAACUAAACAUCGGCCCUAACUCCAUUGAGAUAGAAAUAGAAGAGAACGCUUUCGGUAACUUGGAAGAAAACUUGAAGACGGCGAUGGAAAGUUUACACGAAAGAGUCAACGAACAAGGCCAUUCUGCCUUCCAGUCGAUUAUAGAGUCUCAGUAUAUGACGGCGUCGAUGUGGCGCGACGACAACUUGUUGUACUUGUUUGACCCGUACCCGCGCGACGAGAGAGGGCAAGUUUACGGCAAGGACGACUGGAGUGCUAAAGUGGAAAUAGUCGAGGAGGGAGAAGGCGAAUAUGAAGGUGAAGGCCCCCCCGACGAUGAAAACGAAGAACAAAUGCAACUGGCUGAGGGGCAAGGUGAAGAUGAUGAUCAGUGGGCGGCAGAUCAGAAUAGAGAUGAAGGCGCAGGCGGUGAUAACAUGGGGGAGCCUGAACCUGAACCAGAACUCGUGGGUCCUCCACCUUCAGAAGCCGAUGACCUUCCACCAGGGGAUGAACAGGAAGGUGAGGAAGCGGAAGAUGAAGAGGAUGAGGAACCAGUUGUGGAAAAGAAAGGGUCUGAGUUCUGGCGCCAACAAGAACUAGUCGGCAAAUCGUGCGUGUUGCGCUUUAGUCGCUUGGAGGACCUCAUCCAGCACAUUCUAGAGAACGCUCCUCCGAACAAACGUCAGGAAAUCGAGUUCACGUUGAAGACGGUGAAGCUUUCGAACACACCGGUGCUCCACGAGGUGUUCGACCCGGAAGAAGACGAGAAGAAAGACGAACUAGUCGGGGACUGGAAUCAGUUUAAGGAGUUCGACUAUGGGAGGUGGAUUUUGAGGGCGAAGAAAAACUUGAGAGACGGGCUUUUCCCGGUGGGGAACAGAGGCAAGCAGGCGCUCCCGAUGUGUCUCGUGGCUUUAGCCUUCGCUAGUUCGUACGCCUUAAGCAAAUUCACUGAAGAAGUAAUGGACAAUAUUCUUGCCUACGGUGACCGACUGUACACAUGCCUGUGGAAACUAAGAGGCAAACAACUCAAAGACAACAAAGAGCUUGCACUAACGGAAGAAGAGAUUGAGCAAAUUCUCAACAGCACUAAGUUUGAGCUUGAGGACUAUCCGAGGACCAUCUGCAUGAGGGACUUGCGCACCAAGUGGGAACCCCAAUUUGAAAUUGUUAAGGGCGACAUUACGUCCCAAAUACCCGAAGAGGUACCCAACUUGACUUUCGGGCUCACCACCUUCUUCGAAAUUUACACGUUUGGAAUUUUGAACUGCCGAGAUUACCCGGUUGGGAUCUUCAAAAAUGAAAACAUGUACCUCAUGUUUGACCCGCACGCCACUGGACCCUCUGGCGCUAAAUCUCCAGUGGGCGUCGGGUGCAUAACCCGAUUUAAAGAAAUCGAUCUUCUGGCUCAAACCUAUCUGGGUAACCUACCCAGAAUCGGCGACAACUUCUUCGUAAUACACGCCUUCACCUUCAGUAAAGACCAAUGCGUCAGACCGCGUGCUCCCGAAGAGAAAGAAGAGAAAACGCCUAAGGUAGGUGGUUUCAAGGAAGUUACCGCAGGCAAGGGUAUCCUCAGAGGUGACGUCAAGCUCGACUGCACCAAGUUCGACCGGGGUGUGCACAUCCACAGCGCCCCCAUCGCCUUCGUCGCUCUCGCUUUAUCCCUAAACAAAGACCCAGACACCUGGACUAGACUCAUAGUCAACGAAAUCUUAACAAUCGGCGAAGAACUAUACAACGAAACCCUCGAGAAACUAGGAGAGAAGUUCGACCCUUGGAGCAAACAGCUCGACGUCUGCAAAGUCAACACCGACUUCAUGAUCGGGCGCUUGAAAGUCAACGUCGCCAUCCGGUUCACCGAACAACGGGGAAUCGUCAACAUCAAGAAUUCGAAAACACCUAACUUGAGACAAGGGAUGGAGCGGUUCUUUGAAGAGAACUCCCACGGGAUUGUCGUCGCGGACAAGUUCAUCUUGGCUGUAUGGGAACAGAUGAAAGAGAAGAACGUCAGUAUUUACGUGUUCGACCCGAAUUCCCGCGGUGGUACCGGUUUGCCUGGUCAAGGAGGUGUUGCGUGCGUCAUGAAGUUCUGCAACGCCAAGAUGGCGUCGGACCACAUCAUGGCUUGCAUGAUGGACAUCGACAAGACUAAGACGGAGUUCGCGAUAGUUCCCGUCGAGAUUGUGGUGGGUUCGGUGCAUAUGAAGCCCAAAAUCUGCAAGAGCUUGUCGAAGCCGAAGAAACCCGAACCUAAAGGGUCGUCGACGUGUCACACUUGCUGCGAUCCCAACUGGACGUACGCACGAGCGCAGCAGCCGGUGGUUUCGACCACGGUGGUGUCGAAGAGAGCCCCCGCGUCCAUGAAAGCGCCGACGUGCCCUGAUAAGGCCACACUCUUGGAGCAGAAGAGACUCCUGCGAAAAGAGAUGUCGGAAUUGCGAGCGAUCAGGGAGAAGAAGCGCUGCGAGCUCUUGGGAAGGAACACGAUCUACGAAAUUAGUAGCAACCAGGCGAUCAUUCGCGGUCUGCGCCACAUGAUCAAAGACAGAGAUCUUCCAGUGAAUUUGGUCGCUUUUGUGUUUAUGAAGAUUGCGGUUGAUCUGUCCAAAUGGACGUACAGGCAAAUCGAGCUGAUUCUGGAAGCAGGGUAUCAGCUCUACGUGGAUUCUUACAACGCGUACAAACCUACCACUACCAAACUGGGACUUCAACACAUACUGAGGCGCAUCUUGUUGAAAGAUUUCGAAGCGAAGAUCGACGUUAGGAAACCUAUAGCCGGAGGCAGAUUCACGAGAGAAAAUCUUAACGUGCACUUGACUAACUUCUUUGUGAUUACGAAUUUCUGUAUUGUGAGCUUCGAGGACUACCUUGUUUCGAUUUACUUCAAAUCUGGCUACUACUAUUUGUUUGAUCCGUAUAGUAGGGAUCUGUUAGGUAAUAAAACAGAAGAUGGAAGUGCAAUGCUGAUGCGCUUCGGAGAUUUAACUGAGUUAGUCGAUAAAGUCGUCAAGAAUUUCGUACCGGCAGAACUAGCUGAUAACAUCGAGAAACGUUACGCCUUGAUUGUUGUGGGUCUGAUAAGUGUUACACCAAUUGGGAAAUAAUGUAAAGUCCUGUAUUGUAGUAUUUGAGAGUAAAGUCGAUUUCCGAAA